AUGGAGCUGUUUGCUAAGGAAAGCUUCGAGGCCAAGGACGAGCUGUUCCCAGACAUGCCCCGCGGAGAAGAGGGGCUGCCCCCCGAGGUCAGCAGGGAGACCGAAGAGCAGGAGCCGGAGGGGACCCUCCCAGCCGAGGCCCCGCCACCGCCACCCCUUGCGGCUGUCAGGGAAGAAUCGACUCGCCAGGUUGUGGCCACUGAGGACGUAGAGGUUACUGAACUCGAUGGAGCUGAGACUGAAGAUUCAGAAACCAGGGAACUGGAGACAAAAGAGACGUUCUUCAUUGAUGACCUACCUGACCUGGAAGAUGUUGAUAGUGGCGAAUCUUCGGACGAUCGGGAUGAGAAAAUGUGCUUUCCGAAGAUUGAGGCCAUCUCAAGCUUGAGUGACAACAGUGACCCUGAACUAGACUACACGUCACUCCCCGUGCUGGAAAACACGUCCACGGACGCCCUUUCAAAUAUAUUCGCUGUCUCUAAAGACACCUCAAAGGCGGCUCAGGCGCCCUUCACAGACAUAUUUAAAAUAGAGGUAAAGAGGGACGUGGAGACUCAAAGACAAGACACCACGUCCCCGAGACCACUGAUUCAGGAGCUCGGCGAUGAGGACCCCGCAGGCCACGCGCCGACAUCCCCUACCUGCGAAGGAGAUGCUGCCUCGCUCCCUUCCAGUAGAGACGAGGACCCUGGGCUCCUUGAGGCCUCUGCACCAGGUGAGAUCACAGCGGCCGAAGGCUCAGUGUAG
Propithecus coquereli (Coquerel's sifaka) is the source of this 747-nucleotide messenger RNA. Its product is annotated as dynein assembly factor 1, axonemal-like. The record is from RefSeq and is a predicted model, not a curated record. Lineage: Eukaryota; Metazoa; Chordata; Mammalia; Primates; Indriidae. The transcript has 4 exons. The coding region runs from base 1 to 747 and encodes 248 amino acids.